Myiozetetes cayanensis is the source of this 2827-nucleotide messenger RNA. It is a transcript of the gene MARS1, whose product is annotated as methionyl-tRNA synthetase 1. Lineage: Eukaryota; Metazoa; Chordata; Aves; Passeriformes; Tyrannidae. Gene Ontology annotation, cellular component: aminoacyl-tRNA synthetase multienzyme complex; cytosol. Gene Ontology annotation, biological process: methionyl-tRNA aminoacylation. The record is from RefSeq and is a predicted model, not a curated record. Gene Ontology annotation, molecular function: ATP binding; methionine-tRNA ligase activity.
CAUGCGGCUCCGGCUGUCCCUGGGCGCUCCCGCCGCCCUCAAGGUGUUCGCAGCCGCCGGCGCCGCGGCCGCGCCCCUGGGGACACACCUGGGCGGCCCCGCAGGUGAGCGGGGGCCGACCCUCCCCACACCCCCGGUGGGUCCGGGGCUGGAGCUGGAGCUGGAGAGCGGCACCGUCCUCUUCUCGCCCAACGCCAUCUGCCAGUAUUUCUACCUGUGCGGGGAGGAGCCCACCGACCUCACCCGGCAGUGGUUGGAGUGGGAGGCCACUGAGCUGCAGCCCGUCGCUGCCCACGCGCUGUACCUGCGGCUGGUUCAGGGCCGGGGGGACCCUGAGGUUCUGGGGGUCCUGAGGCCCCUCCUGACCCACCUGGAGCAGCACCUGGCGCGGAGCGGCUGCGCCCACCUGGCUGGGGAUGCCGCCUCGGUGGCCGAUGUCGUGGUGUGGGGGACUCUGUUCCCGCUGCUGCAGGACCAGACCAGUCUGCCCAGUGAGCUGCAGGUGCUGCGCUCCUGGUUCCGGGCCAUGUCGCAGUGGGGGCCGUGUCGCGAGGCGGCCGCGCUGCUGCCGCGGGAGCUGCCGGAGCUGCGGGCACACCUGGCCCAGCACCCCCCCCCUCACCUGGGCCCCCGCAGCGACCCCCAGGACGAGGAGGGGCCCGAGCGGGCGCUGACGGACGAGGACAUCGCGGCCGCCAUGGACACCUGGGCACGGGGACCUGAGGCACUGCCACCCCCCCGGGAGCCACGGACACCUGUGUUACCUGUGGAGGGCGAGAGGAACGUGCUGAUCACGAGUGCCCUGCCCUACGUCAACAACGUCCCUCACCUGGGCAACAUCAUCGGCUGCGUCCUCAGCGCCGACACCUUCGCCAGGUACUGCCGCGCCCGUGGGUGGAACACGCUGUUCGUGUGCGGCACCGACGAGUACGGCACGGCCACCGAGACGCGGGCGCUGCAGGAGGGGCUGAGCCCGCGCCAGCUCUGCGACAGGUACCACCAGGUGCACGCCGACGUCUACGCCUGGUUCCGCAUCUCCUUCGACCACUUCGGCCGCACCACCACGCCCCAGCAGACCAGGAUCGCCCAGGACAUCUUCCAGCGGCUGCAGGCGCGGGGGUUGGUGCUGCAGGACACGCUGGAGCAGCUCAGGUGCGGGGACUGCGGGCGGUACCUGGCUGACAGGUUCGUGGAGGGCACCUGCCCCUCCUGCGGCUACGCCGAGGCCCGCGGGGACCAGUGCGACCAGUGCGGGAAGCUCAUCAACGCUGUGGAGCUGCAGAACCCGCAGUGCAAGCUGUGCCGGGGGGUCCCGGUGGUGACGCCCACCCAGCACCUGUUCCUGGACCUGCCCAAGCUGGAGGGGCGGCUGGAGGCGUGGCUGGAGCGCACCUGGGCGGCAGGUGAGUGGACGCCCAACGCGCGGCACAUCACGCGCUCCUGGCUGCGGGACGGGCUCCGCCCGCGCUGCAUCACCCGCGACCUCACCUGGGGCACCCCCGUGCCCCUCGACGGCUUCCGCGACAAGGUGUUCUACGUGUGGUUCGACGCCCCCAUCGGGUACCUGUCCAUCACCGCCACCUACACCGAGCACUGGGAGCGCUGGUGGAAGAACCCCCAGCAGGUGGAGCUCUACAACUUCAUGGCCAAGGACAACGUGCCCUUCCACAGCGUGGUGUUCCCCUGCUCGCUGCUGGGCGCCGAUGACAACUACACCCUGGUGAGGCACCUCAUCGCCACAGAGUACCUGAACUACGAGGACGGGAAGUUCUCCAAGAGCCGGGGCGUGGGCGUGUUCGGGGACAUGGCCCGGGACACCGGGAUCCCCCCCGACGUCUGGCGCUUCUACCUGCUGUACCUGCGGCCCGAGGGCCAGGACAGCUCCUUCUGCUGGGCCGACCUGCAGCUCAAGAACAACUCCGAGCUGCUCAACAACCUGGGCAACUUCGUCAACAGGGCGGGCAUGUUCGUGGUGAAGUUCUUCGGGGGGUCGGUGCCCCCCAUGCUGCUGUGCCCCGAGGACCAGCGCUUCGUGGCGCGGGUGUCGCUGGAGAUCCGGCGCUACCACCGGCUCAUGGAGCGCGUGCGGCUCCGGGACGCCCUCAGGUGUGUCCUGGGCAUCUCCCGGCACGGCAAUCAGUACAUCCAGGUGAACGAGCCCUGGAAGCGCAUCAAGGGCGGGGAGGGGGACAGGCAGCGUGCUGGCACGGUGACAGGCGUGGCAGUGAACGUGGCGGCGGCGCUGGCGCCGCUCCUGCAGCCCUUCGUGCCGGGGGUCAGCGCUGCCAUCCAGGCCCAGCUCCAGGUGCCCCCCGAGCGCUGCGGCCUCGGCCCCGCCCUCACCUGCACCCUCCCCCCCGGGCACUGCGUGGGCACCGUGAGCCCCCUGUUCCAGAAGCUGGAGCCGGAGCAGAUGGAGGCCCUGCGGAAACGCUUCGGGGGAGGGCAGGCCAAACAGCCCCCACCAAGCGCAGCCCCCCGCAGCCCCUCGAGCCCGGCCCGGCCCGGGUGACCCCAGCUGGUCCAGGAGCUGACACAGGAGGUGGCCAAGCAGGGUGACCUGGUGAGGCAGCUGAAGGCGGCAGGGGGGGACAAGGCCCAGGUGGAUGCCGAGGUGGCCAAACUGCUGGAGCUGAAGCGGCGCCUGGCGCUGGCCCAGGGCACGACCCCCGAGGUGAACAAGGGCAAGAGGAAGAAGUAACCCCAGUGCCCCCAGUGCCCGGACUGGGCCACGCUGGGGAGCGGCCCCAGAGCCCCCAGGGAACAAACUGGGCCGUUACUGGUUGUGGUUACGUGUGUUUAAUAUAAACUACAAGAGCUGUACAAA